AUGAGGGAAAUUGUGCAUAUUCAGGCUGGUCAGUGCGGGAAUCAGAUUGGCUCCAAGGUAGGGGUGUUGGUGGGGUGUGGUAAAGAGGUGUUGGAGAGGUUUUGGUGGACUGUGAGGGGUGUUAUUGAGGUGUUAGUGGACAAAACUUUGUGAAAUAGACCUAUUGUUAUAUUUGGUUGUUCAAAUAAUUCUGUACCCCCUAUCAAAGAAAGUUUUUAGAGUUAAUGGCCCAGAAUUAUUUGAACUACCUAAUACAAUAGAAACUUGAGGUUUUCAUAAAAAAUUAAAAAAUUACAAAAAUAGGUAACAACAUACCUUACAGUAUCAAAAAUGCCAUUUUAAAAUUGCUUUUUUAAAAAAAUUUAUAAUAAUUUAUGUUUUUUAGUUCUGGGAGGUGAUAUCCGACGAACACGGCAUCAACCCUCAAGGUGAAUAUGAAGGAGACUCUGAUCUUCAGUUAGAAAGAAUUGGAGUAUAUUAUAAUGAAGCUUCCGAAAAGAAAUAUGUACCAAGAGCUGUGUUGGUGGAUCUGGAGCCGGGUACUAUGGAUUCAGUACGAUCUGGACAGUAUGGAGCACUUUUUCGACCUGACAACUUUAUUUUUGGUAACUUUUUGAAUUUUUAAAUUUUAAAGCGUAAAAAAUUAUUUUUUUUAAUUUUAAAAUAAUUUUAGUUUUUUUGGAAAUUUAAAAUUUUUUUAAAAAUAAAUUUUAGGCCAAAGUGGAGCCGGGAACAACUGGGCCAAAGGGCAUUACACAGAAGGCGCCGAGUUAGUUGAUAGUGUAUUAGAUGUGAUUAGGAAAGAAGCCGAACAUUGUGAUUGCCUUCAGGUAAAAGAAUUAAAUUUUGUAAAAUAUUUUCAAUUCUUGAAAUAAGUAAAUUUGCUUAAAAUUAUAUUGUAUAUAUGACUAAUAGUGAUUAAAUAGAUCAUUUUUAAAUAAUAAAAUAUUUAGGGUUUCCAACUAACCCACUCUCUUGGCGGAGGCACAGGAUCAGGCAUGGGCACCCUCUUGAUCUCAAAGAUCCGAGAAGAGUUCCCCGACCGUAUCAUGAACACCUACUCCGUUGUACCAUCCCCAAAAGUGUCCGACACAGUUGUCGAACCAUACAACGCAACUUUAAGUGUACAUCAACUGGUUGAAAACACUGACGAAACUUUUUGCAUUGACAAUGAAGCGCUCUACGACAUCUGCUUCAGAACGCUGAAAUUGUCUACUCCAACAUACGGAGAUUUGAACCAUCUGGUUAGUGCUACGAUGAGUGGAGUCACUACAUGUCUGAGAUUCCCUGGACAACUUAAUGCUGAUUUGAGGAAGCUCGCGGUUAAUAUGGUACCCUUCCCUAGGCUACACUUUUUUAUGCCUGGCUUUGCUCCGUUGACUUCAAAGAGUAGGUAUAGCUAAAGGAAAAGGUUUUAAAAAAACAAUUUUAGGCAAUCAAGGCUACCGUGCUGUUAGUGUAGCUGAGCUAACACAACAAAUGUUUGAUGCCAAGAACAUGAUGGCCGCUUGCGACCCAAGACACGGUCGAUAUCUUACUGCAGCUGCUAUCUUCAGAGGAAGGAUGAGCAUGAAAGUAUGACUAUAUUUUACUUUGUUUCUAAGCUACGAUGAUACGAAUUAUUAUAUUAGGUUGUUCAGCUAAUUCUGCCCUUCUUAACUUCCCAAAUUUGUUUUGAAAAGAGGCACAGAAUAAUUUGAACAACCUGAUAUAUACCAAAGAUAUCAUAGCUUCAUAUCUUACAUUACUGAUUUAGGAGGUUGACGAACAGAUGUUGAAUGUGCAAAACAAGAACUCGGCCUACUUCGUGGACUGGAUUCCGAAUAAUGUGAAGACUGCCGUUUGCGACAUUCCGCCACGAGGCCUCAAAAUGAGUGCCACCUUCAUCGGAAAUUCCACAUGCAUUCAGGAGUUGUUCAAGAGAAUUUCUGAUCAGUUCACUGGUAAGGGAACACGCUUUUAUUGUUUUUUUUUGAGUAAACAACAUCAAUAUGGGGAUUAUGGAGGGGGAUUUGAAUUUUUUGGUAAAUUUUUUCAAGGUUUAUAGUAUCAACUAUAUUGUAGUAGUAUACGUUGACCAAAAAAAUUGUUUUUCUUAUCAUAAAAACUUCAAAACUUAAACAUUGCUUGCUAUUAAGUAGUUCAAUUAAUUCUGUGCUCAUUGACUCCGACAAUUUCACGUAAGAGGGAGCACAGAAUUAAUUAGACAACGCCAAAUUAUAUAAUUGAACAACCUAAUAAAACGCUGUUUGACAACCUAAUAUUACAGCCAUGUUCCGCCGCAAAGCCUUCCUCCACUGGUACACCGGCGAAGGAAUGGACGAGAUGGAGUUCACCGAAGCCGAGUCCAAUCUCAACGACUUGUGCAGCGAAUAUCAACAAUAUCAAGAAGCCACUGCCGAUGAGGAAGCGGUCGAAUACGAUGCCGAACCGACCGCUGAAUAA
Molecule: messenger RNA, 2445 nt
Organism: Bursaphelenchus okinawaensis
Lineage: Eukaryota; Metazoa; Nematoda; Chromadorea; Rhabditida; Aphelenchoididae
Source: the annotation of a GenBank genome assembly